ACAAACAGUUAUCUGAUAAAAAUGGCUCGCUGUUGAUCCAAAAUAAAACAGUCAACAAGUAAACCAGCUAAAGAGUAACGUAAAGCAAACGGAUCUUAAUGUAAAAUACAAGAUACUAGUUCACAAAGAGAAGAAAACAAAGAUUUUAUUGUCGGGUUCAUUAAUUAACGGUUUGAGUCACAAAUGGGUUUUUCUCUGAAACAAUUCCCAUGUUUACUGUUUUUCUUGAAGAUUGUACACAAUGCGUUUUUGUAAUAGCAUUCUUAAAACAUUUCAAAUGUAAUCUGAUCAGCCAUUAUGCUUUCCCAUUUCUUUUAUAGUUUCUCUUUAGUGUUUUACCUUUUUUAUAUCAACAGAUAGGCUAUAAUUGUAAGCCUACCCUUCGUGUGUUUCUGUUAAAUAAUAUUUUUUUAAGUGUAUCUUAACAAAGUCCAAAGGUACUGACGCUUCUUCUCUUGACAUCGUUAUGACUCUCUGGGUUAACUGGCUACGCGCUUAGUCUUGCCAUGUUUACAUUUUUGCCACUUUUUUGCUAUGUGCAUUUAAAGUAAAGGCGGUUUAGAAAUAUUUAACGAUCACUAUGGAUGCACAAAUUUCACCAAAGCACUUAUAAUAACAGGACGUUAAUUUCCAAGUGUGCUUGUGGGCUGCUGAAGUUAGCGUGGAAGCUAACUCAGAUUAGCUAACUAAACUGCGUGCCUGUGCUGUGGAUGCAAACCUUAAUUAAACUUAAUACAUAGGAUAUUGUCUGUGACUGAGUUACACAGGAGCUGUCACAAUGAGGAUUUUAAGGUUUCUAAGGAGCAGCGUGUCCAUAGGCAAGGACAUCGACUAUUACUCCAAAUUUUCACCCUCUCCUCUGUCAAUGAAGCAAUUUCUGGAUUUUGGCUCAGAAAAUGCAUGUGAGAAAACAUCAUUCGCCUUCCUCAGACACGAGUUACCUGUGAGACUGGCAAACAUCAUGAAAGAGAUCAACUUGUUGCCAGACAACUUACUGAGGACUCCAUCGGUGCGGCUGGUCCAGGGCUGGUACAUGCAGAGUAUUCAGGAGAUUCUUGAGUUCAAAGACAAAAAUGCAGAUGAUGAGAAAGUCACAUAUGAUUUCACAGAUGCGGUAAUAAAGGUCAGAAAUCGGCACAAUGAUGUCAUUCCCACCAUGGCUCAGGGAGUUGUGGAGUACAAGGAGACGUACGGCACAGACCCAGUCGUCAGCCAAAAUGUUCAGUAUUUCCUGGAUCGUUUCUACAUGAGCAGGAUAUCCAUCAGGAUGUUGCUCAACCAGCACACUCUCCUCUUUGGGGGGAAGGUGAAGGUGAACCCGGCUCAUCCCAAACAGAUUGGCAGUAUCGAUCCAAACUGUCGUGUGAGCGAGGUUAUCCGAGAUGCAUUUGAAAAUGCACGAAACCUUUGUGACCGGUACUACAUGAACUCUCCCGAGCUGGUGCUGGAGGAAUUCAAAGUCAACCCCAUCACUGUGGUCUACGUCCCGUCUCAUUUGUAUCACAUGGUGUUUGAACUUUUUAAGAACGCCAUGCGGGCCACCAUGGAGUUAUACGGCGAUGCCAUGGAGUAUCCUCCUAUCCACGCCCAGGUCGCUCUGGGAACUGAAGAUCUGACGGUCAAGGUGAGCGAUCGUGGAGGAGGCGUGCCGCUGCGCAAGAUUGACAGGUUGUUUACCUACACGUACUCCACAGCUCCUCGGCCCAGCAUCGACGGGGCCCGCGCUGCUCCUCUGGCUGGUUACGGGUACGGCCUGCCGAUUUCUCGGCUGUACGCCCGGUACUUUCAAGGCGACCUGAAGCUGUACUCUCUGGAGGGUUAUGGAACCGAUGCUGUGAUCUACAUCCGGGCGCUCUCCACAGAGUCCAUUGAGAGGCUCCCCGUGUACAACAAGUCGGCCUGGAAACACUACAAGACGAUCCACGAGGCCGACGACUGGUGCAUCCCCAGCAAAGAGCCCAAGGACAUGACCACGUUUCGCAGUUUCUAGAUCCAAAUGGCUCCUGGAGCAACGUGCGCAAGAGGUUGUAAAUGAACGGGUGUGUGACGGCGAUUAAUCACUCCAGAUGUCUUUGCACAGAAAGUUAUAUAAGAUUUUGUUCCAUAUUCUUCAUAAAGGUAAAUAGUUUUGUUGUGAUGAAGAUGUUGAAGUGCAGCAACAAAACAUCAGACUGGCACCUUUUUAAUGGUAUACUGGGAGAAACCAGAACCAUGCUUCUGGAAAGCUUGCUGUUGAAUGUAAAGUAAAAAAAACAAAAACAUUUUCAUUAAUUAUGAUGAGGAAAUAAUUGUGAGGAUGUCCUGAGACAAACUGUAACAACUUUCUAAAGGGCCUCAAACCUUUUUUUUUUGGCUUUUCUUUACUGCAACUUGCCAUUUAUCAACAACAUGUCCGUAACCAUAACGAUAUAUCUGUGAUAAACUAAAACCAGCCGAUGAAAUUAGUUGAAAGGUAACUUUUGAUGCUUUGAGAAGAACAAAUCAAACUCUAGUUAACGAACCCUCAGCUCCUCAAAACCUCCCCAACUGAAACUAUCUGCGUGAUUACGGUGUUAACUGCGUUUAUAUUGUUAGUUUUACGGCUUUAUAGCUUUUCCUUAAAUGCUUAGUUGCUUUUAUUUUGAUGAAAGUUGAACUUUUAACUGUUACAAUCCGUCUGUGUGCGGCUCUUCUUCCCCGUGUGACGUUGGAUACUUUGUAAGAAAAGGGAAACUUGUUCCAGUUAGUCGCUGCUUGUUUUUUAAAUUUGAUGGAAGUUUCUGCUGAUAAGUCUUAUUGGUUAAAAUGUUUUAAUUCAGGGUAUUUAUUCUUUAGUUGGAGAAUGUUUACAAGAAACAUGAUCAAAAAUGUCUUGAUUUGCCAUCUGGAGGCGACAUUUUGCACCUUAGAAUGAAUCAUUGAAAUUCAGCAAAGCUGAAGGAAACAUGUUGCAGAUGUUUUAUUUUAAGUUACUGUUUUGUCUUAAGUUUAGUUUGCAUAUAAGGUACUGCAAAUGUGAAUCAAGCUGCAUCACUUACAGUAUAAGAGCAACAUAUUUUUGGGUUGCUGUGGUUGUAUUAUAACGACUCAUCCUGUCAAUUAAACUGCAUUCAAUAUUUUCCAUGUUACACCUAAAGAGAUGCUGUAUGGAUCAUGUUCAGUGACAAAUAAACAUUUCAAACAGAUUA
Cottoperca gobio is the source of this 3167-nucleotide messenger RNA. RefSeq names its product pyruvate dehydrogenase kinase, isozyme 1 (gene pdk1). Gene Ontology annotation, cellular component: mitochondrion. Gene Ontology annotation, molecular function: pyruvate dehydrogenase (acetyl-transferring) kinase activity. The transcript is spliced from 11 exons. The coding region runs from base 779 to 1990 and encodes 403 amino acids. Gene Ontology annotation, biological process: protein phosphorylation; regulation of glucose metabolic process. The record is from RefSeq and is a predicted model, not a curated record. Lineage: Eukaryota; Metazoa; Chordata; Actinopteri; Perciformes; Bovichtidae.